This is a messenger RNA of Anas platyrhynchos (mallard), 1222 nucleotides long. The record is from RefSeq and is a predicted model, not a curated record. Lineage: Eukaryota; Metazoa; Chordata; Aves; Anseriformes; Anatidae.
AGGGGGGGGGCGGCGGCCGCGCAUGCGCCGUGGGGGCGGCGGGGGUCGGGGCGGCUGCUCGGGGCCGGCUGGCGGUGAGGCGGCGGGCGCCAUGUUGUGCUGCCGCCUGGCAGCCCUCGGGGCGCGGCGGCCGCUGCGGCCCCUCGGCCCCGCCGCAGGCAACUUGUUGCAGCGCUGGAAUGUGCCCGUAGGACUACAGAUGAGCAGACAAGUGGCUAGCUCUGAUGUGCCUGGGGGCAAAGGCAGUAGUUCUGUUUUUGCCCUUAUUAUGGGCUUGUCAACGUUAGGAGCGGGUGUAUAUGUGUACAAAACGUUAAGAGAAAACAAAGAGCGUUUCACCAGCCGUGUCACAACAAUAACAGCACGAUCACAAGAAAAUGCAUCAUCUCCUGGUGCUGCUUCUCGGGGCUCAGCAGCUCCAGAAGCUCACCCUGAGGUCCCAUCUCAUGUUCCUUUCUUGCUAAUCGGUGGAGGAACUGCUGCUUUUGCUGCUGCCCGAUCCAUUCGGGCUCGUGACCCUGGUGCCCGGGUGCUGAUUGUGUCUGAAGAUCCUUCAUUGCCCUACAUGCGUCCGCCCCUUUCCAAAGAACUGUGGUUCUCAGAUGAUCCAAAUGUGACGGAGACUCUGCGAUUCAAACAGUGGAAUGGCAAGGAGAGGAGCAUAUAUUUCCAGCCACCGUCAUUCUAUGUGCCUGCUCGUGAUCUGCCUUUUGUAGAAAAUGGUGGAGUAGCAGUUCUCUGUGGCAAGAAGGUUGUGCAUAUGGAUGUUAGAGGCAACACGGUGAGACUCAGUGAUGGUUCCCAGAUAUCCUAUGAUAAAUGUUUGAUUGCCACUGGUGGUACCCCAAGGAAUCUGCCCGCCAUUGAAAGAGCAGGAAAAGAUGUCCAGCAAAGGCUGACACUCUUCCGAAAGGUCGAGGACUUCAAAAGUCUGGAGAAGAUUUCAAGACAAGUCAAAUCCAUCACGGUUAUUGGUGGUGGCUUUCUUGGCAGUGAGCUGGCCUGUGCUCUGGGAAGAAGAGCGCGAACCAGAGGCCUGGAGGUGAUUCAGCUGUUUCCAGAAAAUGGCAAUAUGGGCAAAGUCUUGCCUGAAUAUCUGAGCAACUGGACCACAGAGAAAGUCAGAAAAGAGGGUGUUAAUGUUAUGCCUAACGCCGUGGUCAAGUCUGUCUCUGUCUCUGGAAAUCGACUGGUGAUUAAACUAAAAGAUGGCGAAAGGUAA